Messenger RNA from Micropterus dolomieu (smallmouth bass), 1739 nucleotides. RefSeq names its product pentraxin fusion protein-like. Bases 531 to 1739 code for a protein of 402 amino acids. NCBI's taxonomy places the organism in Eukaryota, Metazoa, Chordata, Actinopteri, Centrarchiformes, Centrarchidae. The record is from RefSeq and is a predicted model, not a curated record. The transcript is spliced from 5 exons.
GUCAACUCUGUCAUCACAAAGACCGUAAGGAAAUGGGGGAAAAAGAAACGUAUUUGAUCACAUGUAAGCGCCCAUAAGCAAGAUGAUCCAGUCAGACAAAUUCAGUUCAAAAUAUAUUGGCUUGAUAUGCAUCAUAUUUUCACAUGUACAAUAGAGUGGCUACUUCAUUAGUCAUAAUACAAUCUUCAAUGUUCAAUUACCAAAUUUACCUUUGCAGAGGAAGUGCUUCCACUUCAGAAGAGGACCAGUUAAAAUUUACAGUAGAUCAAUUGAUGGCCACAGUUAGCUGAAAUGGCAACAUGUUUUACAGUUUUUACAGUGUAAUGUUAAUGACCGAACUCUCAGUAAACUAACAUUGUUUGGCUCCUGAGUUCUCUCUCCUCCAGCCAGGCUCCAGCAGCCAAACAAAGUUUGUCUGAAGUUUCCUUGUUGAAGCUUUGACCUGCAGACCAUCACACACACCGGCUGGACAAAGCUCGUUUGUUCUUACCGUUUCUCUGCUGAGUGAGAUUCACAGACUCCUGCAGGUGAUGGGCGUCUUCACGGAGCGCCGAGUCGCAGGUCUGACAGGGAGUGUUGCCGUUAAGACCUUGUUAUUCCCGACUGAGACCAAUACCAAUUAUGUUGAGAUGGUGCCCCAGAAAUCCCUGUACAUGAGGGCUUUCACUCUGUGCAUGAAUGUGGCCACAGAGCUCAGCGGAAGGCGCGAGGUCAUCCUCUUCGCAUAUCGGACUAAGGACAAUGAUGAGCUGAAUGUGUGGCGUGAACUGGACGGCAGAUUGUCCCUCUACCUGACUGGAUACAGGGUUCUCUUCAAAGUCCCUGAGCUCGGCGCCCUGCAGACCCACCUCUGCGUCACCUGGGACUCCAGUUCAGGUGCGACUACCUUCUUCAUGAACGGGAGGAAAAGCUUGACCAAAAUUUACAGGAAAGGUCACUCUGUCGAACCCGGAGGCAGGGUUCUCCUCGGACAAGAUCCAGAUACUUAUGAGGGUUCUUUUGAUAUCAAACAGAGUUUUGUUGGGGAGAUCUAUGAUGUUAAUUUGUGGGACUCUGUCCUCUCAGACAGCACGAUCCAAGACAUGUUCUCAGGGAAGAGAGUGACAAGAGGAAAUGUCAUUGACUGGGAAACCACACAGCUCAAAAUUAAUGGGGAGACCUUGGUAUUCCAGACUGAGACAGAUACCAAUUAUGUUGAGAUGGUGCCCCAGAAACCCCUGGAACUGAGGGCUUUCACUCUGUGCAUGAAUGUGGCCACAGAGCUCAGCGGACAGCGCGAGGUCAUCCUCUUUGCUUACCGGACUGUGCACGAUGAUGAGCUGAAUGUGUUUAGAUUGUCCUUCUACCUGAGUGGAGACGGGGUUCUCUUCAAAGUCCCUGAGCUCGGUGCUCUGCAGACCCACCUCUGCGUCAUUUGGGACUCCAGUUCAGGUGCGGCGGCCCUCUUCAUGGACGGGAAGAAAAGCUUGACCAAAAUUUACAGGAAAGGUCACACUGUCCGGCCCGGAGGCAGGGUUCUCCUCGGACAAGAUCCAGAUUCUUAUCUGGGUGGUUUUGAUGCCAAACAGAGUUUUGUUGGGGAGAUCUAUGAUGUUAAUUUGUGGGACUCUGUCCUCUCAGACAGCACGAUCCAAGACAUGUUCUCCGGGAAGAGAGUGACAAGAGGAAAUGUUUUUGACUGGGAAACCACACAGCUCAAAAUUAAUGGAAAGGUAGAGGUUGUUACCCAUGAGCUGUAG